AUGCCACUGGCGCUGCUGCGAGACUGGUGCAGGUGGAUGGGCGUGAAUGAGGAGCGCUCUCUGCUCCUCCUGGGCAUCCCAGAUGACUGCGAAGACCAAGAAUUCAAGGAUGCUGUGCAGGCUGCCCUGGGCCCCCUGGGCAGAUACCGAGUGCUGGGCAAGGUCUUCAGAAAGGAUCUGGGGUCGAAGAUUGCUUUGGUCGAGUUUGCCGAGUAUUUAAGCCGAAGCUUGAUCCCCCGGCAAAUACCAGGCAAAGGGGGCCCCUGGGAGGUUGUCUGCCUGCCCCAGGCCCCUGAUGCUGAGUCACAGGAUAGACCCAAUUUCCCUGCACAGCCCCAGAGACGAGCAGUGGUUGGUAGGGUAGGUGAGGCAAGAGCCUCAGGUGAUGUUGGAGGAAUAGGUGAGGUGGGAGUCUCAGGUGAGGAGGAAGCCACAGGUGAGGAGGGAGCCGCAGAUGUUGGAGGAACAGGUGAGAAUGGACCCACAGGUGAGGAGGGAGCUUCAGGUGAGAUAGGAGAUGCAGGUGAGGAGGGAGCUGCAGGUAUGGAGGGAGCUGCAGGUGAGAAUGGACGCACAGGUGAGGCGGGAGCCUCAAAUGAGGAGGGAGCCGCAGGGGAGGCAGGAGCUGCAGGUGAGGCAGGUGGUACAGGUGAGGCAGGCACUGCAGAUGAGGAAGGGGCUGCAGAUGAGGCAGAUGGUAUAGGUGAAGCAGACACUGCAGAUGAGGCUGGGGUGGCCGGUGAGGCAGGAGCUGAGGGUGAGGCCAGAGCUGAAGAUGAAGCAGGAACAUCCGAUGAGGAGGGAGCGGCAGGUGAUACGGGAGUUGCAGGUGUGGCUGGGUCUCUGAGCGUUGCAGGAGCGGCCGGGGAGGCAGGAGUUCCCAUGGAGGCUGCAGCUGCAGGCAUUGCCGGAGCCAUGGAUGAGCCACGGGCCCGGUCCCCUCAGUGGCGGCUGGCCUUGGAGCCCAUGCUAGAGAAUAUGGGCUACCUGGAGCUGAGAACCUUCUCUGGGAUGGAAGAGCCGGGUGAAGGGGAAGAGUCCUUUGAGAGCUGGCUGGAUCAUGCCAACGACAUGCUGUACCUGUGGCGCCAUGUGACCGAGAUGGAGCGGAGGAGGAGGCUGGUGGAGAGCUUGGGGGGUCCGGCGCUGGAUCUCCUGUGCAGCCUUCUGGCAGAAGAUCCCAACCUGGCAGCCCAGGAUUGCCUGAUGGCUCUGGUGGAGGCGUUCGGGAGCAAAGAUCCCCAGGUGAUCGCUCGGCUGAAGUUCAUGACGUGCGCCCAGCGGCCCCAGGAGAGCCUCUUUGCCUUUGUGAUGCGCCUGGAAGGCCUGCUGCAGUCGGCCCUGGGCAAGGGGGCCAUGCACCCAGCCAUCGCAGAUCAGCUGCGUGCCCGACAGGUGCUCAUGCGGGCCCGGCCCAACAACCUGAUGCAGAACAAGCUGAAGAGGAUGCGGAUGGAGAGAAGACCCCCCAGCUUCAUGGCGAUGCUGCAGCUCAUCCGGGAGACGGAGACCUGGGAGACUGACCCAGCGAUGGGUGAGCAGUUCCCAGUGGAGGAGGAGGCCCAUGGGGUCCUCGGAGACCUGGCUGGUGCCCUAGGCCAUAUGAUCAUCACUGAGGGCGCAGCUGCAGGUGGAAGUGAGGCCUCCCCAGCCAGUGGAGAUACCUCUGCCCAGGUUGCCUUUUCCAAGGAAGGUGGUGUUGAGGCCCUCCCAACGGGUGAAGAGGCCAGUAAGGCAGUUGGCAGCAGCACCGAGGUUGCCCAGGCUGCUCCUGAAGCCCGUGGUGCUGCCAGGGCAGCCUCUGCCCCUGGGGAGACCACUCAGGAAGAUGGAAGGGCUCCCAGCCCCCUGGGCCUAGGUCAAGCAGCACCCUCAGAGGCCCCUUGGGGCUCCGCCACUGCCUGGAUGGGCGGGGCUACCCCGGUGGUCCCAGGAAGUCCUGGCUGGGAGCCAGAGGGUCUCCCCCAGGCAGGAGACCAGGAGGCUGAGGAGCCCCCCAAGAAAGGGCUCAAGCCCGUCCCAGAGGAGUCCGGAGAUGAGGAAGGGGCUGUAGAGAUGAGCCCCCUAGGAUUCUCCUCUGGUCAAUAG
Budorcas taxicolor (takin) is the source of this 2088-nucleotide messenger RNA. It is a transcript of the gene PNMA6E, whose product is annotated as PNMA family member 6E. Bases 1 to 2088 code for a protein of 695 amino acids. NCBI's taxonomy places the organism in Eukaryota, Metazoa, Chordata, Mammalia, Artiodactyla, Bovidae. The transcript is spliced from 4 exons. The record is from RefSeq and is a predicted model, not a curated record.